AAAGUAUCUUAUAAUUCGCGGUGCUCGUUACGCACCAUAACUCAGGAAGCUCCAUCAAUGGCGACUCUAACUCCAAUUUGUUCAAUACCAACGAAACUGAAUUUGAAUAUCCAACAAAAACAACACAAUCUCAAUUUCCCACUUUUCAAUUUCAAAAUUGCAAAGCAAAAUUCAAGAACUUCAACCACAGUAAUCCGUUCAUCCUCUACCGCUAACCAGAACCAGUCUUCUCCGGGAUUAUACUCCGCCCAGAAAUUCGAACUCACCGCUUCAAACGUCGAUCUCGUUCUCGAAGAUGUUCGCCCUUACCUCAUCUCUGACGGAGGAAACGUCGAUGUUGUAUCCGUUGAAAACGGCGUCGUUUCUCUUAAGCUACAAGGUGCAUGUGAAAGUUGUCCUAGCUCAACCACAACCAUGAAAAUGGGAAUCGAACGCGUUCUUAAGGAGAAAUUUGGAGAUUCCAUUGAAGAUAUUGUGCAAGUGUUUGAUGAUGAUCAAGCAAGGGAAACAACGGUUGAGGCGGUGAAUAAUCAUCUAGAGAUAUUGAGACCGGCAAUUAAAAAUUAUGGAGGUAGUGUGCAAGUGUUGUCUGUUGAAGGUGGUGACUGUGUUGUGGAAUAUGUUGGACCUGAGUCCAUUGGAUCAGGUGUUAAAGCUGCGAUCAAGGAGAAGUUUCCAGAUAUUCUCAAUGUUACCUUCUCUACCUAGGUAGUAAUUCAAUGCAAUGCAUCCUCAUUCUUCAUUGCAAUUUUGUACUGUCUUUGCAAACUAGUUAAUUAAAAUAUGAUCACUCCUUCCUUCUGAAUAUACUUGGAUAUGUAUGUAUAACAUAAGACCCAUCAUUUGAUAGGACUUUAAUACGUAUCAUGUAAUUACAACUCAGUUACCAUUGUUUUUAUAAUUGUGUA
Messenger RNA from Medicago truncatula (barrel medic), 908 nucleotides. Its product is annotated as nifU-like protein 1, chloroplastic. The coding region runs from base 58 to 708 and encodes 216 amino acids. Gene Ontology annotation, biological process: iron-sulfur cluster assembly. Gene Ontology annotation, molecular function: iron-sulfur cluster binding; iron ion binding. The record is from RefSeq and is a predicted model, not a curated record. Gene Ontology annotation, cellular component: mitochondrion. NCBI's taxonomy places the organism in Eukaryota, Viridiplantae, Streptophyta, Magnoliopsida, Fabales, Fabaceae. The transcript is spliced from 2 exons.